AUGUCUUCUGUAAGCGUCUCAAAUUCAAUUUUGCUCGUUUGUUUCACCUUCAUAGCUAGCGUAAUCCUUUAUAACAUUCGUGCCGCCAAAAAGCCAUUCGGAUGCCAAUCCGUCCCUGGUCCACGUCUUCAUUUUGGCACUCGCGUGUUAAUGUUUUUACAGGUGAAUUUCCUACAUACAGUCCCAGAAUUUACGAAAUUUUGGUGUCAACAUUAUGGAGAUACUGUGGGGGUAUGGAUGAAUGGUGGCUACACUAUUGUAACUUGUGAUGCUGAAUUUUCGCAAAAAAUACUUUCUGGAACAGAAUCCAAGAAUUUUAUUAUACGUAUGGGAAACAAAGAUGGAUUAAAAGCAAUUGGAAUGUAUAAAAAAGGAAUUAUUUGGAAUAAUGAUGUUUCAAAAUGGAAUCUCCAAAGACAUAUAUUUCAGUCUGGCCUGUCUUCCGAUGUUCGUCGAAAAGCUUCCAUCGUUGCGAGGAACAUAACUAGACAGGAAAUUCAUCGUAUCAAGACUUCUGUACGAAAAGAUAAUACUAUGCCAACAGUCGAUCUUAUAAAUGUACUUCGUCAUAUCACUCUUGCUGUCGUCCUUGACGUAGCCUUCGGCACCAAAUUGGAUCGGGAAAGAUCGGAGAUCCUCAUAGAUUGCAUUGUAAAUUAUUUUAAAGCAUGGGAAUUUUUUUUAUUAAAACCACGUUUCAUUUGGCCUCUGUUUCCAUACCACGUUUACCGUCACCAAAAAGCUGUUUUAAAGUUGCAGGAAGAAAUUCGAAACCUUUCUAAAGAUCUGAACCCACAAGCGUCUCCUUUCUUACAAAACCUUUAUAACAAUGACUUAACAACAGAGGAGAUACAUCAAUGUAUUCUCGAAAUGAUCCUUGCAGGCACAGACACUUCUUCCGUUAGUUUAUAUUACACCAUUAUGCUUCUCACCGAAAAUAGAAAGAUAGAAAAUCAAAUGUUGGAUUCUUCGAACGAUUUAUUUAUAGAAGCUGUUUUGCGAGAAGGUAUGCGAUUAAUGCCUGUUGGGCCAGUCAUCAUCAGGAGGGCACUAGCCGACUGCGAAAUUUCUGGAACACACAUUAAAGCAGGAACAAAUAUUGUGAUACAACUUGCACUUCAGAAUCGAAAUCCCAAGUGGUUUAAUAAUCCUUUAAGUUUUGAUCCUCAACGCUUCCUACAAAACGAAAAUUUGAUUGCUCUUUCGGCUCCAAUGGGUUUAGGACCUAAAUCAUGUGUAGGUCAGCAUUUAGCAAUGGUAGAAAUGAAACCAGCCAUAUCUGGACUACUUGCAGCAUUCAAAUUUGAAAGGAUAAAUGCAACAAAGCUCUUCAUUGAUACUAAAACAAAGUGGGAUAUUGCACAACAACCGAUAGUCAAUGAAAUUAUUAUUGCUCUUCCUAGGAAAAAAAUCGUUCUUGUUGGUGCUCACAGUGUUGGCAAAACGACGCUGGCCAAUUUAAUUGCAAGUCGUACGAAUGCAGUUUUGAUUUCUGAGACAGCGAGAACUGUAAUGAAAAAAAUGAACGUGAGUCCGGAACUCCUUAGAAAAAACCCACAAAAAAGUCUAGAUUUUCAGGCUUCCAUAAUACAACACCAAUUCGAAAAAGAGGGACAAAUCAAGCACGAAUUUGCGAUUCUGGAUCGAUGUUCAAUAGAUGCUUUAGUGUACGCCAAGACAUUUUGUGAACAAUGGGAGAAAUUAUUAGACAUGCCAGAAACAUGCAAAUGUAUUGAAAAUUAUAAAAGCGAUGAAUAUGUUAUUUUCCUUAUUGAGCCGCAAUCGACUUGCUGGAAAGAUGAUGGCGUCCGAAUGAUGUCAAAGGAUUAUGAUGAUUGGAAAGCUUUUUCCGAAAGAUUCAAAGAUAUAAUGAACCUAUAUAAAAUAAAGUUUCAAGUCUUGGAAGAAUUAGACCUAAAUAUACGUUUUAUGAAAGUUUUUCACACAUUAUUUGAUUGUAACUAA
Messenger RNA from Diversispora eburnea, 1965 nucleotides. The record is from the annotation of a GenBank genome assembly. Lineage: Eukaryota; Fungi; Glomeromycota; Glomeromycetes; Diversisporales; Diversisporaceae.